Enterobius vermicularis (human pinworm) is the source of this 1998-nucleotide messenger RNA. Lineage: Eukaryota; Metazoa; Nematoda; Chromadorea; Rhabditida; Oxyuridae. The record is from the annotation of a GenBank genome assembly.
CUGCAUUUCGCCGGCAAUACAUCAUUCCUAUUUUUUUUGCAGUCUAAAUAUCAAACUUUUUUACGUACAUCACCACCAUACAGCUAUGAAGCUCUUGUGGUGUUACAUACAUUGGAGGUGCUCAACUUUCGUGAAGCUGUUGUGGUAUUUGUCAAAGAUGAUAUUGAUGCAUUGGAUUUUGUGAUUACUUUACAAAAAAAUGUCGCUCAAUUCAAAAUACAUGUACAAAAAUAUAUUGAAAUUGAUAUGCACAGUGAACUGAAUACAACAGUUGAAGAGGAUUUCGAAGAGGUUACCUCAAAUAUUAUAGUGUUGUUUGCAAAGAAGGACGAUGCAGAAAUAAUUUUCGAUAGAAUUUCAGUAUUUUCAACAUUAGGAAAAAUGUGUAUUGUCAAUGAAUUGGCAUCACAAGCAAAAAACGUUCCAAAUGGUAGACUAAUACAUUUUGUUCGAUUUUUUUCUUCUUCUUUUUUUUUGUUUUAUUCAUUUUUAAUGUUUUUGGACGAAAGUAAAAUUGUCUGGAUUGGAAAUGGUAAAAAACCACAGGAAAUAACGUUGCCAAAACAUUUACGGGUGGUAACCACGCAUGAUCCUCCAUUUGUCUACACAACUCCGGUAUCAGAUUCUAGUCAGUGCAGUACCCUGGAAUUUUUUCGGAUUGGUCCCUGGCAUCCAUGCGUAUUAAACACCAAAACAACAACAUUUGUGUACUGCUGUGCCGGUUACGCUAUCGAUCUGCUUUCAAAUCUCUCAAUUUCCGAAGUAGCUUAUCACAAUGAGACCAUUCAUACUGGUUUUACAUUCUGCAUUCACUUAAAUGACAGCUAUGGAAUGGUAUUUCUGUCUGACGACGGUUAUACGCUUAACGGUAUGGUAGGAGAACUUGAAGCUGAUACAGCUGAUUUAGCCGUUGGUGGAUUGACAAUCAAUCCAGAGCGGGAAAUUCUGGAAAGAUGGGUAUAUUUCUGUAAAACAAUUUGUAUUUUAACCCCAAUUUAUCUUUGGGGUACACUGUUGGCAUCUGUACUUCUGGUUGGCUGUGUCAUAUAUCUUCUGGAUCUGUAUUCACCAUUUGACCAGUUUACUAUUCAAACAGAAAAAAAAACACUCAAUCUGUCAGGAACGUUGUUUCAUGAAAAUCUUCAUGAAAGAGUUAACUUUGGUGAAGCAAUGUGGUUUGUUUGGGGUGUUCUGCUGAAUAGUGGUGUUUGUGAAAAAACACCGAGAAGCUGUAGUGCGCGAGUUUUAGGAGUGGUUUGGUGUGGCUUCUGUAUGAUUAUGGUUGCAUCCUACACAGCCAAUCUUGCCGCAUUUUUGGUUUUGGAUCAACCUGAAAAAGGCCUCACUGGAAUCACCGAUCCACGGCUACGCAAUCCGGCUGCAAAUUUUACCUUUGGUACAGUGCUAGACACGAAUACAUAUCAGUACUUUAAAAGGCAUAUUGAAUUAUCAACAAUGCAUCGAAAUAUGGGUCCACAUAACGUUAAAACAGCUUCACAAGCUAUUCAACGUCUUCUCAAUGGGACUUUGGAUGCAUUUAUAUGGGAUUCAACAAGGCUUGAGUAUGAAGCAGCUAAAAAUUGCAAGUUACGAACUCGCGGUACGCUGUUUGGCCGUUCCGCUUAUGGUGUAGGAUUACAGAAGAAUUCACCAUGGACCCCACAUAUAACCAACGCAAUUCUGAGAUUAUCAGAAAGUGGUAAAAUGGAGCAAUUGCAUUCCAAAUGGGUUGUAUCUGUACAGUCACGACCCUGUGUUCAAAAUGAACAAAAAGUACCAGCUAGACUUGGUCUUACCAAUAUGCGAGGUAUGACUUAUCCAGUGAUGGGAUGGUUCGCCUAUCUGUUGGCAUUCAUCUUCAUUAUAUUAUUCCUAUGGCCGUGUGUACCAAUCGCCUGUUUUUUGCCUUGUUUUGCCGAUUAUGUACAUAUUUGUCCAAACUGUGGACAUCGAAUAGGCCGAUACCGUAAGGGUGCAAAGCCAAGAUUCUAUGUUUAG